This is a messenger RNA of Synchiropus splendidus (mandarinfish), 2721 nucleotides long. RefSeq names its product component of oligomeric golgi complex 2 (gene cog2). Gene Ontology annotation, cellular component: membrane; COG complex. NCBI's taxonomy places the organism in Eukaryota, Metazoa, Chordata, Actinopteri, Syngnathiformes, Callionymidae. The transcript has 18 exons. The record is from RefSeq and is a predicted model, not a curated record. Gene Ontology annotation, biological process: protein transport; Golgi organization; intra-Golgi vesicle-mediated transport. Bases 90 to 2279 code for a protein of 729 amino acids.
UUUGCGGAAGCUCAGUUACUGCUGUUGCUAGCUGGCUGAAUUGACACUACAGCUUUCUUGCAUGUGGUUUGUCAUUUAAACGAUUCAAUAUGAAUUUACCAAAGGGACCAGACUCAUUGUGUUUCGACAAGGAUGUCCUUAUGAAGGAUGAUUUUGACGUCGACCAGUUUGUUGCGGACUGCCGCAAGCAAGUCCAACUGGAGGAGAUGAAAGAAGACUUGGAGCUUUACAACAAGUUGCUAAAAACAGCAAUGGUGGAGUUGAUUAACAAGGACUAUGCUGAUUUUGUCAACCUCUCCACCAACUUGGUGGGAAUGGACAAAGCCCUGAAUCAGCUGUCAGUGCCACUUGGACAAUUGCGAGAGGAGGUGAUGAGCCUCCGUUCCUGCGUUAGUGAGGUGAUUCAAGCAAUAGACAACCAACUGUCUAAGCAAGAAGAUCUUCAGAAGAAAAAGGUCUGCGUCUUGAGGCUCAUUCAGGUUGUUCGCUCAGUUGAAAAGAUUGAGAAAAUUCUGAACUCUCAGAACUCCAAGGAAUCGAACUCUUUGGAAACAAGCAGCCCCCUGUUAGCAGGUCAGAUUCUUGAACGGAUUGCUACAGAGUUCAACCAGCUACAGUUCCAUGCCGUACAGAGCAAAGGCAUGCCUCUGUUGGACAAAGUCAGACCUCGCAUCGCAGGGAUCACUUCUAUGCUGCAGCAGUCUUUGGAGGGACUUCUUAUUGAAGGUCUUCAGACCUCAAACGUGGACAUGGUGCGUCACUGCUUGAGGACAUAUGCCACUAUUGACAAGACAAGAGAUGCAGAGGCCCUGGUGGGACAAGUGCUGGUCAAGCCGUAUAUGGAUCAGGUUAUAGUAGAAGAAAGUAUCAAGUCCACACCAAAUGGCCUUCAGUUAAUGUAUUCAAGGUUGUUGGAGUUUGUUCCUCAUCAUUGUAGACUUCUUAAGGAAGUGACUGGGAGCGGCAUAUCCAGUGACAAAGCUGACACGGUACCAGGCUAUGAUUUCCUGGUGAAUUCAGUUUGGCCAGAGAUAAUCAGUGGAAUAGAGGAGCGGUUGUCUUAUCUCUUCAAUCCAGGAAACCCUGACAUUUUCUUUGAGCGUUAUAGUGUUAGUAUGGAGUUUGUGAGGAAGUUUGAACGGCAGUGCAGCUCUCAGGCCAGCGUGAAGAGACUUCGAGUGCAUCCCUCAUACACCAGCUUCCACAACAAAUGGAACCUCCCGGUGUACUUUCAACUACGAUACAAGGAAAUAGCUGGAAGUCUGGAAAUUGCUGUGAAUGAUGGACUAGUGGCAGCACCAGCUGGAAGCUCAUAUCACCUGCAAGUGACGGUGGUGUUGUGGUCCUGCUUAGUGAGGUGCUGGUCGGACCAAGUUUACCUGUCACCUUUAGCACAUCGAUUUUGGAAGCUCUCACUUCAGCUCUACUCACGAUAUGCCAAGUUUCUAGAAGAGGUGUUGACCAAAAGCCCUGCUCCUGAGGUCACUAAAGAGCCAGCACGGCCUCUGCCCAGCUCAGCUUCGUCCACCUCCAGCAGAACCUCCAUGGAGGAGACUGGCAGUGAGAGUGGAAGUCCCACCUCACUGUCCACAAAGCAGCUUGUCUUCAUUGCAGCGGACAUCCAGAAGCUACAGGAACAGCUGCCAGAAAUGUUAGAGAUGGUGCGCCUGCGGUUGGAUGCAAUCGGAUUUAAAAACUUUGCAAUUGUGGAAGAGGCUCUGGCCGACUCCAAGACCUGUCUAUCAAGUAGUAUCCCGACCCUGAACACCAAGAUGACCCAGCAUCUCACAGAACGCUGCUGCAGAUUCCUCAAAAGUGCCUCUGAAGUUCCCAGACUUUACAGAAGGACGAACAAGGAGGUUCCAGUGCGUGCGUCAGCAUAUAUGGACAAUGCUUUGCGUCCUCUGCAUCAGCUGGUCAUCGAUGCCACGGGACUAGUCGCGCCAGCUACUGCUCAUGAGUGGCUGCGCAUCGUCCUGUCUGACUGCACACAGAAAUAUUAUGAGACCAUUUCGGAGGUCCUGAGCUCAGUGAGGAAGAUGGAGGAGAGUCUGAAGCGACUGAAACAGGCCAGAAAGGGUGCAACCAUGUCGACAACGACUGGCUCCAACGGUGGACCCUCAGACGACACCAAGAUCCGCCUACAGCUGGCGUUGGAUGUGGAGUACCUAGGAGAGCAGAUCGUGAAGAUGGGUCUUCAGCCGUCUGACGUCUCCAUGUUCUCCACCCUCAUGGAGCUGGUCAAAGAAGCUCGGGAGCUGGCAGAGCACAACCAGUGAACAGCAGAUGUUAGCCAGCACUCUGCUCUCACUAUUUACUUGACAGGAAAGAGUGAAGGAAGGAAACGUGUCGCAGUCCUCACCAAAGUCGUCGAUUGGUGACCAAGUAGGACCUUAACUGACGUUGCACUACUCCUGCUCAAGACAUGCUUUGAAGAAGCCAUAUUGCACAACUCCGCUAACUCUACCGAGACUUUCAGAUGGAUGGAAGUGGGACAAUAGGGAAUCAAUAUUUUGGAAGUUUUGCCGAUGGAGCCAAUGAAAAAGACGCCUGCUUGGUUUGGGUUUUUCCUUCAAUCGGUCUGGUGCUGGUGUUUCUUCUGCUCUAUGCAAAUGGUUGUCAGGAUGGAACUCUUCAUAUCAUUUGUUUCUGGAUGUGGAAAUAAGAAUAAUGUUUGUUAGUUUUCUAAGCAUCUGGUGAAUGUCAAAUACUUAAUAAAUU